GACCCAGCCCAAACCGCAAUAAACCGAAAAAAAUUAAGAUUUUGGGCGGGUUUAGUUGGGCCGACGGUUUAGCGGGUCAAAAAUUUGGGUUGGUUUGGUUUGGUAUGGGCGGGUCCGGGUUAGGAAAUGUGAACCGCAGGAACCCUAACCCGCCCACUAGUAAUAACAAAACGUUUCAUAUUAGGUUUCUAAAAGUUGCUGUGCAUUUUCCUUCUUUCAUUUUCAUUACCAUCCAAAUCCCUAACAAGUCACCGCCGCUGCCGGAUACACACCUUCAUCCAUCCCCUCAACCCACACCACCACCAACCUUCAAAACUACCCACCACCACCAUAUUCAAAUUGUUUUAUUACUCACAACCAGUCAAUAAUCCUAAAGAGACACGAUUCUCAUUCACUCAUCUUGUUCAAGAUUUACUUUUUCUUUCUUGUUGUUUCGAAGAAUAGUGUAUUCUUAUUGUUUUGGAGUUUUCUAAAUUAGAGUUUUCUCUAUUUAUCCGUUCUUGUAAGUUUUGUUUGCAUCCUUCUAAUUAUUUUCUUAUUUUGCAUCGGUUAGGUUUAGUUUGUAUUCUCGGUUUUUCAGAUUUGAUUUUAUUGUGAUAGUUUGAAACUUUGUUUUUGGGUUCUAGAAAAAGAGCGAUGGUGUUCAAAAACAGGUACAUGGUGAUGGAAGUUUUUAUGAAUCCUAAUAGAGAACAAGCAUCGGGUGAUUCUAUUAUAAUUACUCAGUUUAAUAUCUCUAAUGCUAUAAAAGAUAGCAUCAUGGUGAAUUUUGGGGAGUGUGGUUUGGCGGCAUCACUAGGAUCAUUUCAGGUUAAGUAUGUGAAUCCAAUCACUAAUGUGUGCAUUAUUAGAGCUUCAAGAGAGGAGCAUGAAAAAGUAUGGGCUUCUAUUACUAUGGUUAGAAGUAUUGGAAAUUUUCCAGUGGUGUUUAAUUUACUUGAUUUAUCUGGAAAUUUACAGGCUUCUAAAACCGCCGCAUUGAAGUGCGAAAAAGCAAAAUUUGAACAGUACAAACUUAUGGUUGGUGAUCGAUUGUCAGCUGACGAUACUCAUCGUAUGAAUAAUCAUCUUGCAAAGAUUGAACUUUUGGAGCACUGAAUACUUGGCCAUCAUCAAGGGCAGGAAAAGGGGCUAACUAACCUGGAGCUGCAUACCCAAAGGUGCCUGCAAAUGUGGUCCAGCUGCUUGAAUCAGGCUUUAGAAACUUGGCUGUUCCAAAAUCUGAAAGUUGAGCUUCAUAGGAUGAAUCCAAAAGAACAUUCUUGCUUGAUAUGUCACGAUGAACUAUCGGAGGUAUGCAGUCGUGAUGCAUAUAGGACAAAGCAUUAGCCACGCCUCGAACAACAUUCACCCUCUUUUCCCAAUCAAAUGCAGUGGCUUUUGUGUCAUUGUUUAGCAUUUGAGUCAAAGUUCCACCUUCCAAGAACUUAUAAACCAAAAAUGAGAAUCUUGAAUGUUGACAAUAUCCGUAGAGCUUUAUGAUGUUACGAUGCCUGAUU
Messenger RNA from Lathyrus oleraceus (garden pea), 1499 nucleotides. Its product is annotated as probable ribonuclease P/MRP protein subunit POP5. Gene Ontology annotation, molecular function: ribonuclease P RNA binding. Gene Ontology annotation, biological process: tRNA 5'-leader removal. Gene Ontology annotation, cellular component: ribonuclease MRP complex; multimeric ribonuclease P complex; nucleolus. Bases 637 to 1098 code for a protein of 153 amino acids. The record is from RefSeq and is a predicted model, not a curated record. NCBI's taxonomy places the organism in Eukaryota, Viridiplantae, Streptophyta, Magnoliopsida, Fabales, Fabaceae. The transcript is spliced from 4 exons.